UUUUAAAGCACACUGCGGGAACCUGGUGUUCCUGUUCUUCGCGAAGUAUAGUAAGUGCAUAACCUCUCUCAGAGGUGCCUUCGUCAUUCUGCCCGCAUUUCUCGUGCGGUUGUCGACUCGGAAAGUGUCUUCGGGAUAUACUCGGAAAAGGAACAAAUUCAAAUUUUUGGAUCGUAAACAGAAUAUACGAUCCAUUUUGCGAUGGCAAAACUUUUGGUACUUUUGGUCAUCGCUCUGGUCUGCGUUAUCGUUAACGGUCAAAAUCAAGCCCCUAAUCAGCAACCCGUAGUAGGACAGACUUUUGAUGAAAUUAUAGUCUCAUCCGAUUUGAAUGUUAGACGAAAGUCGAAGGAAAAUCGUCAAGGUAAAAAAUUACUAACCAACGUACCAUCGGGAACUACCGGACCACCUGGGAAAUCAACAGCAGUUGCAUCAAGGCUAGUUUCCAGCGACGGAAGUCACGUCACACUGGAAAAACGACAGCGUCGUGACGUCACAAAGCUGCGAGAAAGGUUCCUCAAUUUAGGUGUCGCUGGAUAUUUGCUGGAUUCUCGGAAAUAAUGAAAAUUUUUUUUACAAUCACGGACAACCGCACGGUCUUCACUCCCUCAUCUGUGAUCACACAUUUCGACUGAACUUUGGAUUUCGGCUCAUGUAACAAAAAGUAUCAAUAAAUUUUUCUGUGUCAUAACA
Cephus cinctus (wheat stem sawfly) is the source of this 693-nucleotide messenger RNA. RefSeq lists its product as uncharacterized. NCBI's taxonomy places the organism in Eukaryota, Metazoa, Arthropoda, Insecta, Hymenoptera, Cephidae. The transcript has 4 exons. The record is from RefSeq and is a predicted model, not a curated record. The coding region runs from base 202 to 561 and encodes 119 amino acids.